AUGAAAAAAAGACAAAAAAUUGAUUCGUUAAAUAAUGCAUCUAUCCCAAAAAACACAAUUUUAAGUGAUAAUGAUAAGAAGCAUAUAUAUCCAAGUAUAGCAAAUUCACCAAUUAUUUUUAAUAAUGAUCAAAUCAUAUAUGGAUAUGGUAAUACAUUACUGAUUUUUUGCAAAAAAGAGAACAAAUUUAUAAAGACAAUUAAAGAACAUAAAAAUGCUAUUAGAUCAUUAGAUAUAAGUGAAAAUAAAAAGUAUUUCUUAACAACAGGAGAUGAUAAAGUUAUAAUAAUUUAUGAAGAAAAUUGGUCUAUAUUUCACAAAAUAUUACAUAAAAAGAAAAUUGUUAAAGCGUAUUUCUUAAAAUAUAUUGAAAAAGAAACAAAUAAAUUUGAAAUAUUAUUUAUUGAUAAAUAUGGAGAUGUAUAUAUAUAUGAUUUAAAUAAUUUACAUAGCACAAGUAAUUUAAUAAAUGAAAAAAAAAUUAUAGAGGGAGAAUCCAUAAUAGAAGAUAAAACUAUUGAAAAAUUAACUUAUUUAUAUGAUUCAUUAAAUGAAGUUAAAGAAAAGGAUGAGGAUUUAUUUUUUAUGAAAGAUUUUGAACAUAUAUACAAUGAAAAUUUAGAAGAUUUGGCAUUAAAUAAUAAUGGUGGUAUAAAAAAUGAUAUAGAGUUGAUUAAAAAUGAUUAUAACGAAGCAUUAAAUCUAAAAAAUGUAAAAAAAAUGAAUGACAUAAAAGAAAAAUUAGAAAAACACUAUUUUGAAUGUUUUCAAAAUAAAAAUUUACUAUAUCCAAUACUAACAUGUAAUUCAAUUGUGAUAUCGUUGUAUUAUGAUAAAAAGUUUUUAAUUAUGGGUGAUAGAGAUGAAAAAAUUAGAAUAAUAAAAAAUAAAAAACUUAAUAAAAUAUAUAACUUUUAUUUAAAUCACAAACUAUUUAUUACAUCUGUUCUUUUAAUAAACGAACUAGUAUUUUGUUCAGCUGCAGCUGAUGGUUAUUUAUAUUUGUGGAAUAUUAAAACAAAAGAAAUUAUUGAUUAUAUAUAUCUUGAUUUUAAUUUUUUGUCUAAAUUUGUUGAUUUAAAAUCACUCUUUAACAAUUCCAAUAACUUGGAUAAAUAUAAAUUUAUCAUAAAUAUCUUAAAUUUUAAUGAAAGCAUGUUUGCUAUUUUUGCCACAAUUGAAAAUUUCAAGGGAAUUUUUGUUAUACCACUUGUUAAAAAUGACAAUUCUGCUCUUAUAAAUUUUAAUAAGGAAAAAAUUGUUUUUUAUACAUUAAAUCACAGCAUCUUAUCAUUUAUUCUUUUAAACUUUAACAGUGAAAAUUUUAUUGUUUUUGUUGAUAGAGAUAAAGGAUAUUUACAUCAAAUAAAAUUAAAUGAUGACAACAAAUUAAAUAGUGAAGUCACCACAUUUGAUCAUUCUUUUUUUGAAGAUAAUAAUGAAAUGGAUAUUGGUUUAGUAAAUUAUUGGAAACAUACUACUAUAGAAGAUACUGUAAAUUAA
This is a messenger RNA of Plasmodium relictum, 1503 nucleotides long. RefSeq names its product conserved Plasmodium protein, unknown function. Gene Ontology annotation, cellular component: cytosol; nucleus; tRNA methyltransferase complex. Gene Ontology annotation, molecular function: protein binding; tRNA (guanine(46)-N7)-methyltransferase activity. Bases 1 to 1503 code for a protein of 500 amino acids. Gene Ontology annotation, biological process: RNA (guanine-N7)-methylation. NCBI's taxonomy places the organism in Eukaryota, Apicomplexa, Aconoidasida, Haemosporida, Plasmodiidae. The transcript is spliced from 2 exons. The record is from RefSeq and is a predicted model, not a curated record.